Molecule: messenger RNA, 1083 nt
Organism: Aspergillus puulaauensis
Lineage: Eukaryota; Fungi; Ascomycota; Eurotiomycetes; Eurotiales; Aspergillaceae
Product: putative sexual development protein (LsdA)
Exons: 2
Coding region: 1-1083 (360 amino acids)
Source: RefSeq, a predicted model, not a curated record
AUGCUUUUCUCUUCCAACAUUCUUGCUUUGAUCCCCAUCCUGCCACUCGCGCUUGCGGCCCCAACAGAGCGGUCCGACGCGGACGUCGAGGCAGCACCCCUUCUUCCUGAUGGCCUGCCCUUCCCGAGUCCAGAGCAGCUUCAGAAGAUCGAGCAAGAUGCUCAUGGAACCCUUCCAGGGCUUCCUCUACCCAUCACCAAUAUCAGCACUACAGGCACGAGCAACUUGCAGCUCCUCGCCUUCCAGGAAUUUGUCGAGGUUGCCUUCUUCCACGAGCUUGUUGGAAACAUCACCCGCAAUGUCGAGGGCUACGGUUUCGCCACCGACGUUGAUCGAGAGUUCGCCCUUCGGAGCCUGCAAACCAUUAUUGCACAAGAGCAAGUGCACGCCUUGACUGCCAACGACGCCCUAGGCCACUUCGGUAUUAAGCCUAUCGAGCCAUGCCAGUACAACUUCCCUGUCACGACCCUCAACGACGCCAUCGAACUGGCUACAACCUUCACGUCGCACUCUAUUGCAACUCUUCAAGACAUCUCGGAACGAUUUGCAGCCAGCGGUGACGCUGCCCUCGUCCGGGUGGCUACAAGCAUUGUUGGCAACAAGGGUUCUCAACACGGAUGGCUCAGAGUAUUCCAGGACAAGUACCCCAGUGAGCUUCCGACUAUGACAACAAGCGAUGUUAACCUCGCCUUCACCUGGGCUCAGAGCUUCGCUCUCCCUGGCAGCUGCCCCAACAUUCGUGACAUCAAGCUGCGAACAUUCUUGCCUUUGGAGAUUGUGACCCGACCUGAGGCUCGGACACACAAGAUCCGCAUCUCAUGGACCCACGGACCCGAUGACAAGAAGGACGACCUUCUGUGGCUCGCCUACACCAACCAGCUGAACGUACCCAUUGUCGUUCCGGUGCAGGUUAUUGCUUGCGAUGGUGUCAAAUCCACUGCUGUUGCCACUCUUCCGUACGACGAGUUCCUGCUCAACGGUCUGACGGUUGCAGCGGUUGUCAAUCGCAGGGGACCCUUCGCCAAUGCGGCUGCUGUCGCUCAAUCGACGGUCUAUGGACCAGCCAUGUUUAUCAUUGAAUAA